UCAACUGGAUUCACACUUUGGUAGUAGAAUUCCUUUGUUCCAUCCUAUUAUCAGCACCAAUUCAAAAAAUAUACCGGGGAUUCCCAUAAAGCCACAAAUAAUUCAUGCCGAUUAAGUACAACAAGAGUAAAAUUUUAGUUGAAUGCAGUCUUCUUUAACUAAAGUAUCAUGCCGGCAUUAACAUGUGUUAUUUGUUCAGAAGUUUAUAAAAAUGGUGAUGUGAUAUGCAGUACUUCCUGCGGUCACGUCUUCCAUCUUGAGUGUAUGGAUCAAUGGCAACGCCGGGAGACAAGCUGUCCACAAUGUAGAUUACGCAAUCCACAAACUCAUAGGUUAUACAUUGAUUUUGACGAAACUGCAACCGAUAUAAAAUAUAAUGAAAUUAAAGCCCAAUUGGAUACAACAGAGAAAUCUAGAAGCGAACUACAAUUUCAACUGGAUACAACUGAAAUCGAUUUUUCAAAUCUUCAAUUACUACUUUCUGAAUCUGAGGAAAAAGUGUUGGAACUCGAAUACAAAAAUGGUUUUUUGAAAGCCCAAAACGACAGCAGAGAGCAAGCACUUGCAAAAGCCACGGAAGAAUCCAAAGAGCUUUUAGUUACAAUAAAUAGUUUAGAGGACAGUCUUAAAGAAGUACAAUUGGAAAAGGAACAUUUACAAUUAAAAUUUGAAAAUAUUAGAGAGGCAAAUAAUAAGCUGGCAUCGUCGGUGGAACGCAAUGAAAGCUUUCUUGGAAAUAUCCGCAGACAGUACGAAGCAGUAGAAAGCGGACUUAAAAUAAAAAUAGAGAAGUUAAAUGAAGAAGUGUUUACAAAGGCCGCAUUGAUAGAACAGCUAGAGAAUAGAAUACGAGAGCAUGGAAGCAAUAGCCAGAACACCCAAACAUAUUCAGACCAACGUAACAAUACUACUGAAAUGAUCAUAAAUAAACUAAAAAUUGAAAGAGAACUUGAACAAAGUUUGGAUAAAAUUGUCGAGUUGGAGAACAAUCACAUCAGAGAAAAAGAAGUUUUAAACUUGAAAAUUGAAAGUUUAAAAGCCGAUAACGAGAGAAAGGAUACUGAGAUUGCAAAUAGAAAGGAAGAACAUGCGCAGAUGUUUACCCGGCUUAGUUCAUUGAGUUCAAAAGCAACAGAAAUGGCACUUCGUAAACGAAUUGAACUUUUAAAAACUAAGUUGGAAGAAACACGUUGUGAACUUGAGAACACACUAAAAAAUUCUGCUGAAAUGAAUCUUGUGAUCUCAAAGUUAAAAGCUGACAGUAAGCUUGUAAAGAGCGUCAACUCCAGUGUAGUUAACAAUUAUACUGCAAUCCAACCACAAAGCACCAUUGCGUCGUCAACGAACCCAAUCGUAGAGAAAUCUAAUGAAAACACAAGUGUUGUUAUUAGAGGUAUUCCUGACAGCGACAUUAAAAAUCCAUUGGCUGAUACAGUGUUGAUGUUUACAGAUAAGAUGGAAUUGCCCUGUACAGCUGCAGAUAUUAAAGAUGUAUUCAAAUUAAACAAUGUAUUCAGAAUGCGAAAUAAUCUUCACCAAGAUAAAACAACUUUACUUGUAACUUUUACAACUCUUAAUAUGAAAAUAAAGUUUUUGGUAAACAAGUCAAAGCUGAGAAAUAGGUCUAUAAUCAUUUCAGCAUAUGUUGAUAAUGAAACCAACGAUCUUUUUCAUUAUGCAAAAUUAUUAAAACCCUUAGGUUACCAUAUUUUUUGCAAAAAUAAUAUGGUAAUCGCUCGAGAUAGGAAUCAUGGAGAAAUAAAAAUAAACACUAAAAUGGAAGUUGAUAAUAUGAUCAAACAAUCAAAUCAACAAAUAAGCGAUAAUCAGAAAAUUUCAUUAACGGGAGCUAAACAAGAAAAUGUAAUACACAAAAGUGAUGCAAAAGAAAAUGAACAACUCUCUGCUGAAGAAUGUGAUGAUCAAUUCUAUCGCAACUAAAAUAUGAAUUAUAAUACGUACGUACAUAUUUAAGUAUACAGAGUAUAUACAAUUACGUACAAGUAACUUAUCAAAUACUAUGUACAUAACCAAAAAUGGUGCCAAAUUGUCCAGAGGGCGUUAAUUUUAGUAUACCGAUUAUUAAACAAAAACAAUUUGUUACAAUAAACUUUUACUUUUCCUAUAUGUAUGUUAAUUUUGUACUAUGAAGUCUAAAAUAAAUGUUUAAAUAAACUGUA
Zeugodacus cucurbitae (melon fly) is the source of this 2180-nucleotide messenger RNA. Its product is annotated as golgin subfamily A member 4. The transcript has 2 exons. The coding region runs from base 169 to 1941 and encodes 590 amino acids. The record is from RefSeq and is a predicted model, not a curated record. NCBI's taxonomy places the organism in Eukaryota, Metazoa, Arthropoda, Insecta, Diptera, Tephritidae.